AAACCUUCGACAUUGUCUCUCUUUCUACCGAAUCGGCGAGAUCUUCAAACGCAACACAAUGUUUGAACAAGCUCAUCUCCACAUUAUCAUUGCCGGUGCUGGCCUCGGUGGCCUAGCCGCGGCAGUCUCCUGUGCACUCUCCGGACAUACAGUAGAAGUAGUCGAGCAAGCGAAGGAACUCGUCGAGGUCGGCGCAGGUCUUCAGAUAACCCCCAACGCCUCCCGACUUUUCAAGUACUGGCAACUUCCCAACUCCAUCUGGCAAGCCGCAGCUGAGCCCACGGCGCUCACCGUCCAUCGCUAUACCGGUCAGGUCCUCGCCAAUGAAGCCUCCUUUCAUAAGAAUAUCCGCGCAAAGUAUGGUGCCCCGUUCAUCGAUCUGCACAGGGUGGACCUUCAGCAAGCCCUGUAUGCCCGUGCAAAGGAGCUCGGCGUGACAUUCCAUCUCAACGAGAGAGUCGACUCGAUAGACUUUGAUACGACAACGGUCAAAACCCUAGCUGGCAAUCGGUACACCGGCGACUUGAUCAUUGCCGCUGAUGGGCUCUGGUCUCGCUGCCGAGAGUGUUUCCUAGGGAAGAAAGAUGCGCCGCUCCCCACAGGCGAUCUGGCCUACAGAAUCGUGCUAACCGCGGAUCAAAUCUCGGAUCCGGAGCUGAGAGCAUGGGUUGAGAACCCAGAGUGCCACUUCUGGAUUGGUCCUGGUGCGCAUGCGGUUGCCUACUCGCUCCGCAAUGGACAGAUGUUCAAUAUUGUCUUGCUGGUGCCUGAUAAUCUGCCUCCGGGAGUCUCCAGGCAGUCUGGGUCGGUGGAAGAAAUGCGGAACCUCUUCGAAGGCUGGGAUCCAGUUUUAAAUCGCUUCCUGAGCUACGUCGACAGCGUGGACAAGUGGAAGCUGAUGCACCACGCUGAAAUGGAACACUGGGUAAACGACAAAUCAAACCUGGUCUUCCUCGGUGACGCAUGCCACCCCAUGCUCCCCUACCUCGCACAAGGCGCCAACUCGUCUCUCGAAGAUGGCGCAGUCCUGGGCCGAUUACUCGGCCACAUGAAGAGCAAAUCGCACUUACCUCAUAUCCUCCGGCUAUACGAGAGCCUGCGGAAAUCCCGCGGCGAGGCCAUUGUCAAGGAGACUUUCAAGCAGAGACAUGAUUUUCACAUGCCAGAUGGCGAGGAGCAGAAAAAGAGAGACGAGGUCUUCUUGUCUCAACUCGGAAAGGAGAUCAAAGGCGCAUUUCCCAGUAGAUGGACAUGUCCAGAGGUGCAGCCCUGGCUUUAUGGUUACGAUGCAAUCAAAGAAGUCGAGAAUGCAGUUAUGCAGCACCCGGAAUUGUUCGCCAGGGUGUCUGGGAAUCUGUAG
Molecule: messenger RNA, 1360 nt
Organism: Aspergillus novofumigatus IBT 16806
Lineage: Eukaryota; Fungi; Ascomycota; Eurotiomycetes; Eurotiales; Aspergillaceae
Product: putative monooxygenase
Exons: 8
Coding region: 59-1360 (433 amino acids)
Biological process (GO): secondary metabolite biosynthetic process
Molecular function (GO): monooxygenase activity; FAD binding
Source: RefSeq, a predicted model, not a curated record